ACCUUAUCCGCAGGCUUACGCGCAUCACGCUGGUGUUGGCUUAGCAUGGUGCGUGGCGUGCCCUAUCCCAUCCACCUGGGGCUCGCGUAUUUGUUUCUCUCAGGCUAUGCCUUCAGCCGCCUCUUCCGCGCCCUGCGGCUCCCGGGGGCUGUGGGCAUCAUUGUCAGCGGUUUCAUUUUCUCCCACUUCAUGCAGCAGGACAUCCUCGAUGGCCGAGAGCACCUGCAGAGCUUGGCCUUCUUUCUGGUUCUGCUCACCGCCGGCUUCGAGAUCAACGUGGAGGAGCUCAAUGUGGUGACCUUCGUCUACGCGUUGAUCCCGGUGACCUUAGAGCUGCUGGGCGUGGCGGUUUUCGCCGUGGCUGCGCUGCAGUACAGCUGGGUGGAGGGGCUGGUCCUGGGGGCUACUCUCUGCUGCCUGGGCGAUGGCUUGGUGAUCCCCAAGAUGAUGGAGUUCAAGAGCUACCCGGACUUCGAGGACUUGCGCAUGCCCAGGCUUGUCUUCACCUGGGCGCCCCUGGAGGCCUCCUACAUCCUCACCUUCUUCGGUGUCAUCGCGGGCCUCGCGGAGCCAAGGGAUCAGGAGACCACCUCGGUGCCGGCCCUGGUGUUUGCCAACAUCCUGCGUCUCGUUGCUACACUGGUCUUCGGACUGAUCUUGGGGUGGCUUGCUGCGCAGAUCAUUGUGCGCCGGGACGACUGGAUGGUGCCCUCCUGGAUGCGCUUCAGCGAGCCCGAGAAAUCCGAGGAGAAAGAGAGCCUCGAGCCCUUCUUCAUGGGCGGCUCCGUGGAGGCGUACCUCAUCAUCCUGGCCUUCGCCUUGGCCGGCUUCGGCUUCGGCGCCACCGAGGGCGCCACCUUGUUCCCCAUGCCCUUCAGCCCCGGCUCCUUGUUCCAGCCUGAGCUGCUGGUCAUCGUGAUCGGCGCCUCCUUCGCCUACUUUGCAGAGGCCCUGGAUGCCGAGCAAGAGGCUUUGCAACACGCGCAGAACGAAGCGGAGGAGAGCUCUGAGGAGCGAGCUGCCAAGGACAGCUCCGAGUCAACCCUGGAGGGCGUAAUGGACGUCGUGGCGGGGGUUUGGACCUUCGGACAGCUGGUGCUCUUCAGCAUGCUGGGCAGCAAAACCGACCUGGGGGUCUUCCAGCAGGUCUUGUUCGUUUUGCCCCUGGCCCUGGUGGGCAUCAGCUGCCGCUUCGUGGGGGUCCUGGCGGUGACCAAAGCCUCGGUGCGCUUCCGGGUCUGCGCCGCCGGGUGUCAGAAGUGCCGGCCCGGCGGCCCAAGGAGUCGCUGGGCUGAGAACGAGGGCACCUGGUGGGCCGACGCCUGGUUCUGCUUUCUCUCCACCCUGCCCAGGGCCACCAUCCAGGGCGCCCUGGGGCCGAUCCCCAUGCGCGACCGCUUCUUUAGCUCGGAUCACUUCGGCCAGAACCGCUCGCAGUUCAUCGCGGCGGCGGCGAGGUUAUACGUGGUGUGCAUGGCCGUUGUGGGGUCCAUUCUCUUGGACCGCUACGGGACCAGGUCGCUGCAGGAUAUCAAGAGCUUUCAGCAGAGCCACAAAGAUCUGGUGUGUCUCAAGGGGCAGCAGGAGGAGGUAGCGAAGACGCGGAGCGAGUCCAUUGCGCCUUGCUGCUUCAGAAUGUCGCUUCCCAGAAAGUCCACCGCGUACCGGCAGAGCGUGUUCGUGGCGCAGCGCAGGUCCAGUACGGACGCAUACACCGCGGCGCCGGUCUUUUCGGAGCACCAGGAGAUUUCGCACGAGAGCAUGCCGGCAGAGGCGCCAGCGCCGCAUUCGCCGCACGGUCUGCAGGUCCCAUCGGAAAGGCCCCGCCCACCCGCCUUGUCGGAUCCGGAAUCGUCCGAGCUGCUGAGGACCAGGAAGACCAAAGGCCGCGAUCGGACGGUGACCUUCGGGGCGGAGGUGCAGGCGGAGUUGCAGCAGUGGGGGGCGGAGGCAGAGGCGGAGACCAAGGCGAAGGCGCACACACUGCCACGAUCGUCUGAGACGGGGUUCCCCCGCGAGCGCGCCACCUCCAGCGCACGCCCGAGCGUCUUCGGGAGCCUCCCCGGCUUUGGCAGCGGGAACUCGAACGCGUUCCGAGAUCGAGCGCACUCCUUCGCGCGUCGUGCGCGGCUUCAUAGCAUGGAAGCCCCCCGAGCGCGGCAUCUGGAGGAGGAGGACGAGCUCUGGAGCGGCGGAGACGGCCAGCAUCAAGUCCAAGAUCUUCGUCCUGAGCUUCGAGAGAAGCUCGGCCUUGCCGGCGCCGGCUCUGCCCGACAUCGAGGCACUCUCUUCGGCCCCGACGUGGAAUACGUGCCUUUGGCGAAGCAGGAGGCGCCUGAGAGCCCUUAAACUUGCGAUCGCGGAUAGAUGCUCAUGGCGGCUAGAUGCGGCUCCAAAGCGAAGAUGCGGUGGACGCUACCAUAUUGCACGUAAGGGACCAAGGAAACCUAUUCUAC
Effrenium voratum is the source of this 2456-nucleotide messenger RNA. Lineage: Eukaryota; Dinophyceae; Suessiales; Symbiodiniaceae. The record is from the annotation of a GenBank genome assembly.